AUGCCUCCGGCCAAUCAGGACCCGGCGUCGCAGGCCCCUCCGACGAACGCGACCGACGCAGUGCUCAAGCCGUCCGAGCCCGUGCCAGCAGACGCCAGGGAGGUGCAGGGCAUCGAGUUCAACGACUAUGCGCAGCGCAGCAUCACCGUCGAGGAGCUGAUGGGGGGGUAUGCGCGCAUGGGCUUCCAGGCAACUGCGAUCGGCGAAGCGGUGCGGAUUGUCAAUGACAUGCGCACGUGGAAGGAUGCUGAAACAGGCGAGGGCACGACCGUCUUUCUGGGCUACACGUCCAACCUGAUCUCCUCGGGCCUGAGGGAAACGCUGCGUUACCUGGUACAGCACAAGCACGUCUCUGCCAUCGUCACGACCGCCGGCGGUGUCGAAGAGGAUUUCAUAAAAUGUCUCGGGCCAACCUACCUGGGCGCAUUCUCAACGCCGGGCGCCAGUCUGCGUGCAAAGGGGCUCAACCGGAUAGGCAACUUGCUAGUGCCGAACAACAAUUACUGUGCAUUUGAAGACUGGGUCUUGCCCAUCCUUGACCAGAUGCUGGUGGAGCAGGAGGAGAGCAAGCAGACCGACGAGCCGAUACACUGGACGCCGAGCAAGGUCAUCAGUCGGCUUGGCAAGGAGAUCAACGACGAGCGCUCCGUAUACUACUGGGCGUGGAAAAACGACAUUCCCGUCUUCUGCCCAGCACUGACCGACGGCAGCCUCGGCGACAUGCUCUACUUUCACACUUUCAAGUCAUCUCCCGACCAGCUGCGCAUAGACAUUGUUGAGGACAUUCGCAAGAUCAACACCAUUGCGGUGCGGGCGAAAAGGUCCGGCAUGAUCAUUCUAGGCGGAGGAAUUGUCAAACAUCACAUUGCCAACGCAAACUUGAUGCGGAACGGUGCUGAGAGUGCCGUCUACAUCAACACGGGUCAGGAAUACGACGGGAGCGAUGCGGGAGCGCGGCCAGACGAGGCAGUUAGCUGGGGGAAGAUCAAGACGGACGGCGACAGCGUCAAAGUGUACGCGGAGGCGACAAUUGCGUUUCCGUUGAUCGUUGCAGCUACGUUCGCGAAGGGAAGGCCAGACAGUGGAGAAUCAUGAUAGCCACCGAAACGCAAUCCGUACAAUCACUGUGUCGUGCGCUUCGUGUGAAAUUUGUGCUUUCCGUAGAUGCGUCUGCCACGCCAUCUAGCAGCACCAACACGAGUCGUAAGUGGAAGUGAGGUGCAGGUAGAGUCGGAGGAGCUACAGGGAUGCGUGGCCGGUGUGUCCCCACAGUUGUAAUCGUCGCUCAAUGCAGGGUAGUGCAAGUUGCAGCCUAGAUUUGGGGCCGCGAGCCACCGCAGGGGAGCAACAAGCUACGCAGCAGGGU
Molecule: messenger RNA, 1366 nt
Organism: Paraphaeosphaeria sporulosa
Lineage: Eukaryota; Fungi; Ascomycota; Dothideomycetes; Pleosporales; Didymosphaeriaceae
Product: Deoxyhypusine synthase
Exons: 2
Coding region: 1-1095 (364 amino acids)
Biological process (GO): peptidyl-hypusine biosynthetic process
Cellular component (GO): cytoplasm
Molecular function (GO): deoxyhypusine synthase activity
Source: RefSeq, a predicted model, not a curated record